Messenger RNA from Trematosphaeria pertusa, 850 nucleotides. RefSeq lists its product as uncharacterized. The transcript is spliced from 3 exons. The record is from RefSeq and is a predicted model, not a curated record. NCBI's taxonomy places the organism in Eukaryota, Fungi, Ascomycota, Dothideomycetes, Pleosporales, Trematosphaeriaceae. The coding region runs from base 130 to 729 and encodes 199 amino acids.
GCUGGCAGACCACGGUCCAUUCAUUGCUACAUCACGCACUUCAGCCGACCUUUACGACAGUCCAUUCUUAACGACCGUCUUUCCAGCCUCAGCGUUCUUCAGCAGCCAGAAAACAAACCAUCAGCCAUCAUGCCUGUCCCAAGCUACGGAGCUAUGCCCUUGAGCAAGACCUUCCUGCUGGUCCGGAUCAUGCAGGUCAUCUCCAUGAUUGUUAUCAUCGGCAUCACCUCCAACUUCAUUUCCAACAUCGUUGCGACUGGUAUCGAGGCUCCUAAGGAGUUCGUCGGAACUCUCAGCGUGACUUGCAUCGCCACUCUCUACGUCCUUGUCAGCGUUGCCUAUUUCUGGUCGGAGGCAAACCUGGGCCUUCUCAUCAUGACGGGUGCGGACGGCCUCCUGCUCAUCGCCUUCAUCGUUGUUGCGGUCACGGUUGGCAAGCCCAUCUCCUUCCUCAACUGCUAUGUCAUUGGGAAGGCAUCCAGCCAGGUCGAUUCCGCGUACGCCUAUGCCUUUACCAGCUCGGUCAAGGACAACCUCAACGUCAUGGGCGACAGGCUUGGUUACACGCACUGGGCCGGCGUGACCAAGAGCAACUGCUUCCAAGCAAAGGCUGUGUGGGGGCUCAGCAUUGCUCUUUGCAUCCUGUUCACCACGUCUUGCGCCCUGCUCCCGACGCUCUUCUACAAGAGCAAGAAGGCCAACGCGGCCCCCAAGGCUGUUGAGGCCUAGACGUCCGCACCCGGAGCAAUACCCGCACACCGCACACCAUUCUCGAGAAGGACUCGAGGAUGAGCGAUCCGCCAACCACGGUCAUUUGCUAGCCGUUCAUUCACACAAACACACAAAAACA